Molecule: messenger RNA, 2025 nt
Organism: Exophiala aquamarina CBS 119918
Lineage: Eukaryota; Fungi; Ascomycota; Eurotiomycetes; Chaetothyriales; Herpotrichiellaceae
Exons: 3
Coding region: 1-2025 (674 amino acids)
Cellular component (GO): nucleus
Molecular function (GO): protein binding; zinc ion binding; histone methyltransferase activity
Source: RefSeq, a predicted model, not a curated record
AUGGCCGUCUUAGCCGCGGUGAAGCGAAAGCUGCCAACGCCGAGCGCACUCACGAACAAUCCUGUCUUAAUCGAGAUCUCAGACGACGAGUCCGACGAGGUCAUCGCCGUACCACCAGCGAAACGCCAUAAGUCUACCACUCCAAGCAUCAACGGUCAGUUAGCACGCAGUCAGUCACGUGAGGGAAGUCACGAGCACAAAGUCGCAACUCCAAAGUCGUCACGUGUUGUAGACGUCUCUGAAUCCAAAGUCAAGAAAUCGCCAUGGAAGCAGCUGUCACGCUUCUCAUAUCCAUAUGAAAGUCUUGACAGACCCUUUGCACCCUCCUUCCAUCUGAAACAAAGCCAACCUUCACAAUCGAAUGGAAUCCGAUCUCACCACAGAGAAAAAUCCUCAGACAGACCACGAUCUCAAGGCAGAGUCGGCGCCAACCCUUCAAGAUCCCGAUCACCUAGAACUAGCAACAACAUCCCUACGUCUGAAGUACAAGUUGCUCGUGCAUCGGCCGACUCUCAGCCGUCUAAGUUCAGUCGAGCGUUGGCUGAGUCUAGCCCCAGAUCUCGACUUCUCUCUGUUGAUAUUAGAACUCGUCCGACCCCGACUCCUCAAAAGAAUGGCUCCUAUUCUGCAAAUGCAAGAAAGUCAUUAGUCCCCGAAACGCAAAGUCCCAAGCUCUUCUCGCCGACGCCUUCUCAGUCGAAUAUAGAGAUCCGCAUUCCUAGCCUGCUUCACCAAUGGACAGCUCCUUUACCAAAGUCAGCAGCGGCCCUGAAAGCAGAGGCCCAAGCUCAGAAGAAAGCUUUACUAGCCGAUUUGAUGGUUACUGCCGAGCAUGCUAAGCACAGACCUGAUGAAUUACUUCGCCAUUUUGGACAGACCGGGUUUUCCGACAGCUUUAGCACUGAGGAAGAUCUGACCGCGAGACAUAGGUUGGCAUCGAAGAAAAAGAAGACGCUGCAACCAAAUUCAAGAACCGAUCGAGUGCUAGAUAUCAGUCUUGACCUCGUGGACUCCUUCGACAAGCUCAUCAUCUCCAGCACCUCGAGAAUUACACCGGAACAGUCCUCGCGAGUACUUCUCACCAACAGAUUCAAUGAGCCGGUGGAGGGCCCCCCGUUGACAUUCGCCAAUGAUGUCAACGAAAGCCUUCUCAAUGGCAAAUUUCAGUUCACAGAUCGCUAUAUAAUCCGAUCCGGCAUCAAAUCAGCUCCUUCAAGCACUAACUAUGGGUGUACGUGUUUUGUCAGCUGCAAUCUACAGUCAUGCCAUUGCUUUAGCAAAGAGGCCGCUGAUGAAACGGGUAAAGGCCGUCACACUGAGCAACGUCAGACUUAUGUCCGCCGGCCGGACGGAAUUGUUGUCCUGACUGAUACCUACAUGGCCCAGGAACUCGAUCCCGUCGCUAAGCACUACGAGAUCACUGAGUGCAAUGAGUUCUGCGCUUGUGGGCCAGAUUGCUGGAACCGCGUUGUUGGCAAGGGGCGGACGGUUCCGCUCGAAGUAUUUCAGACUGCGAAAUGUGGCUUUGGAGUCCGCUCAUCUGUCGAUAUAGUCAAAGGACAGUUUAUUGAGCUCUACCUCGGCGAGGUAAUCACAGAAUCUGAGCUGAAACGACGAGAAGAUGCCGCCGAAGAGGGCGAGUCUUCCUACAUCUAUUCUCUCGACUGGUUCACAGGCGUUGAGAAGUACCACGUCGACGGCCAGUACCACGGCACCGCCAUGCGGUUCGUCAAUCACUCGUGCCAACCAAACGCGCGUUGCUUUACCGUCCAGACCCACAAACAGGAUAAAAAACUGUACUACCUUGCGUUCUUCGCAAUCGAAAACAUUCCGAAAGCAGUUGAAAUUCGGAUUGACUACCACGGCGGGGGCAGUGACGAGCAAGAUCUGCCCGACCAGAUCGACGGAGAAAAGUUUGACGAGCUCGUCCGUUGCUAUUGCGGCGAGAAGAAAUGCCGAAAGUUCCUCUGGACUCCUGCUAUCACGAGACGGCGGCGGCGGCGGCGGCGGCGGCGUGGGGAAUGA